AUGCGUUUGUCAAAGUCUCUUCUCUUGUCCGCCGUUCUCCUCGUUGCGCUUGUGCAGACCACCUUUGCUAGCGUGUAUUCGCAGCUUCACUUUAUGAAGAUCGAGUCGCCCCGAGACGGCCAGGAUGUCAAGGCUGGUGAUCAAUUGGUUGUCAAGUAUGUCAUGCAACCUCUUAUUGAUGACCAAACCUCGCCCGGAAAGGCUUUGGCUUUGGAUAUCAACUUCCAUCGCCGCACUGGUAACCAGAAGCAGCAGCAACUUGGCGCUAUCCACAAGAAAUGCCCUGUCGCAGCCAAGCCUAACAAGUACGUUACCUACACCAAGAAGUGGACCGUUCCCGAAGAUACCAAGCCUGGAUCGUACGCCAUUGACUUUGUUGAACAAGUGCAGUUCAGACGCACUCAGAUCACUGCCACUGAAACCGUCAAGACGGGCGAGACACUUUCGGCAACUGACUUUAACGCUCGUCCUGGUGGUAAAGGGGCCAACCAAUCAGUCGCUAUCGCCAAGGGCGGUGGUGCUGUCUAUCAUGGAGGAGUGCUGGGCAACGACGCACGCUGGGGCAACGGUCGUGCAUUUAUCCAAGUCUGUAGUGAGACUGGUGAAAACUGCAUUGUGUUGUAUCCAGGCACCAAUGCCAAAUACACGGCCAAAGAGGCAGGCAAGGUUUUCGAUUCAUUUGACUCUGAAGACUGGGUUGUGAUGCAAAACGAAGUGAGCGAAGGUGGUGCGAUCAUGAGCCUUGCUGCUGAGAAAGGUCUUCCGGUACUGUUCAACCCUGCGCCCCUGACCCGUGGCAUCAUCGACGAGUUUCCGUUUGACAAGGUUGCGAUUCUGAUUGUCAAUGAACAUGAAGCUGCAGACUUAUAUCGAGAACUGGGCUACGGUGAAGCUCCGAAGAUGAAGGAAUUGGAUAUGGCUGGAGAACUGCUGAAAAAGUUCCCUAAAAUGCAAGGUGUCGUAGUCACACUCGGUGGAGAAGGUGUAGUGGCCAAGUUCAGAAACGAAGGCGGUCGGAUCCGUGAUUUCAUUGUUCCUAGUCGCAAGGUGGAUGUAAAGGACACCACUGGUGCUGGCGAUACUUUUGUUGUAAGUGCUUUCAGCAAACCCCAAGAAAGAAGUCCGGGAGGAUGCUAUCAAAACGGAUGA
Molecule: messenger RNA, 1149 nt
Organism: Zychaea mexicana
Lineage: Eukaryota; Fungi; Mucoromycota; Mucoromycetes; Mucorales; Lichtheimiaceae
Product: Ribokinase-like protein
Exons: 8
Coding region: 1-1149 (382 amino acids)
Molecular function (GO): kinase activity
Source: RefSeq, a predicted model, not a curated record